Cryptococcus deneoformans JEC21 is the source of this 1371-nucleotide messenger RNA. RefSeq lists its product as hypothetical. Bases 200 to 1198 code for a protein of 332 amino acids. The transcript is spliced from 2 exons. The record is from RefSeq and is a predicted model, not a curated record. NCBI's taxonomy places the organism in Eukaryota, Fungi, Basidiomycota, Tremellomycetes, Tremellales, Cryptococcaceae.
AGCAACUCAAUUUGACUCCCUAAAGACACAAGUUUCUCCCUUCUAUCGUUUCUUACCUUCCCGAUAGAGUCGCACAUCGUGACUAUUUCUGUGUCAAUCCGGCUCCCAGGCUUCUUACAGCUUGACGGUUCCCGCUCCGUCGCGUCCGAUCCUGUUCAUUGCUGGCAUCAGCCUACGACCCUCUCUUGCGAAACAACCAAUGAACCGCUCCAGUGUGAUCGUCGACGACGACGAUGAGGAUGAUGAAUUUGCGGGGAUUGAGAGUAUAACGGCUAGUCAGUGGGUCAGAGACCCAAUCGUCAAUCGACAUGGUGGACCAAGCAGUAGUAGCAAGCAUUCUUCACAAGAUGCUACAGAACGGCGACAGUUCCAAACUCCCGAACUCUCACAUUUCAACACCUCGGACCCGGUCUCACUUCCUGUCCCACAAACUCCAUGUAGUUCGCCCCGUCAAUCACAUCCGUCGACUCCUAUCAGCUGGUCUCCUUCCCCUCCUCCUUUACCAUCGCGGAUACGCAAGGCUUUCCCGGGAGCCAUAGAAGACAAAGAGAAUGUGCCUCCUUCGUCCGGGUCGACAGAGCGGGCUAGCAAGGGAAGUUUGGGAAAGAGUAAACGACGUAGGAUGGUGAUAGAUUCGGAGGAUGAAGAAGUGAUAACCGCCCAGAAGCAGAGAAACGAUAAGGGGAAGGGGAAGGAACCAGAAGUCAUUGAGAUACUCGAUGAGUCGAUGCCAGAUGAAAGAUGGAUAGGGCAUGUCGAUUACAACCCGACUGAGGAUUAUUAUGACCCGUAUGACGAACCUUACGAUAAUUAUGAUCCCCUGCCUUUCAACAACCAAGAUCCUGUCUCUACAUCCCCGCGGCCGCUGGGUGAUAUACCCCACAUUGAUCCGAUCCAGCACCCUCCAGACGGACCGGUAGCAGCGACAUCUGUCCUCGGGACCAUGGACUAUCCUCUCACCAUGAUUUCAGACCUCGAUGAUCGGCUACAAGAGUUCUAUACCACGCACUUUCGCAGAGGUGCCGAUAAAGAUAUCAACAGCGCUUUGAAAAAUCCUAGGGCGGCUGGUGAUGAUGAUGAGAGCGGUACGAGGGGGGGAAAGGCCAAGAAGGCUACCUCGUUCAGAAAAAAAUCUUGGCCGCGGAGGGGAUGGAAUAACACUAGCUCCAGAAGCAGAAGCAAAGCGAAGAAGAAGUAGGAGUAGAGAGUAAUAGCGUUGGUUGUACAGUAUUCACCGUAUCAUUGUAUAAUCCUUCAUUUCAUGCGCUGUGAUUUGGUCGAACACGCAAAACCCGCAACCCGUAUAUUGUCUAUCCAAAGGCCCAAAAAUGCAUAGAUGAUGGCACCAGGCCGGUACAGAUAAUGCAACCC